AUGGCCGUUAUGUCACCCGAAGUAAAUGAUUUGGCACCGCCAAAGGAUGAUCCAUACACUACCGAACAAUUGGUGCGCGCUGCGUGGUGUGGGAGUGGGUUGAGUGCGGAGGAAGUGGCGGAAUGUGAUGGGAGUGAUGAGUCGAAGCCGAUUUGGCUCGCCAUCCGCGGCCUAAUCUACGACGUCACCCGCAACAAAUCCAUGUACGGCCCCGGUGCGGGCUACAACAUCUUCGCCGGCAAGGACGCAUCACGGGGUCUUGCGAAGAGUUCGUUGAAAAAUGAGGAUGCGAGGGGGGAGGUGGAGGGGUUGACGGAGGCGGAGAUGAAGGUGUUGAGUGAUUGGGAGGGGUUUUUCCAGAAGGCAUGUCAUUUGGAGGGGAUGGGGUUGAGGUUGAGGGCAAGAUACUCCUUCAUAAGUCGUUAUUAUCCUCUCUCACGUGACCUGCACGGCGAUAAACUGUGCGAUAACCGCAAAAAGUCGCUGCGUAGGCGCAAACAACAAGAAGCACAGAAUAUACCCAACCACCACCUACACACAAUGUCAGACGAUUCGGGAUUCAUUCCCCUCGAGACCGGCUCGCCAAAGGCCGUCAAGACCACCGGUGCCAAAGCCGGCAAGGAUGACGACAAGAACGCAUCUACCCUCUUUGUCCGCUCGAUCCCAUACUCCGUGACUUCCGAGGCUCUGGAAGCUUUCUUCUCGGACAUCGGACCGAUCAAGUCGACUGUUAUCAUCACUGAUCAGGAAUCUGGCAAGUCCCGUGGAUUCGGGUUCGUGAGGUUUGCGAUGAAGGAGGACGCCACCCGCGCCAUGGAGGAACUGAAGUCCAAGAAGCUCGAGGGUCGGGCAUUGAAGAUGGAGGUCGCUGAGAGACGACAGAGGAAGGACGAGGACGGUGAGAAGAAGGACAAGGUUGUCAAGGUGAGGGAGGAUGUGGUCAAAGCCCAAAACCGCGCUGUCCAGAAAAAGAAUGACCAAGACAAAGAUCUGAGACCGCGACUCAUUGUACGGAAUUUGCCGUGGAGUGUGAGGACGCCUGCGCAGAUUCAGCCUGCGUUUGAGCCGUUUGGGACUGUGAAGGAGGUUUCGAUUCCGAGGGGGAGGGGAGGGAAGAUGAGUGGGUUUGGGUUUGUGGAGAUGGGAAGUAGGGAGGAGGCGGAGAAGGCUGUUGAGGGUGUUAAUGGAACGGAGAUUGAGGGGAGGACUGUUGCCGUUGAUUUCGCUGUGGGAAAGGAUGCUUGGGAGAAGAUGCAGGAUGAGGAGGAGGAGGGUGCUGAGGAGGAGGAAGAAGAUGACGAGGAGGAAGAAGAUGAGGAUGAGGAUGACAUGGACCCCGUCCAGGUUCCUUCUGAUUAUGAGGAGGAUGAGGAUGAGGAUAUGGAAGACGACGAGGAAGUCGAGAAGAAACAAAGCGACACCCGCAACCGCACCCUCUUCAUCCGAAACCUCCCCUUCGACUGCGACGACGACAAACUCCACCAAAAAUUCCGCUCUUUCGGACCCCUCCAGUACGCUAAAGUCGUCGUCGACCACUCCACCGGCCGUUCCCGCGGAACUGGAUUCGUCUGCUUCAAGGAGGAAGAAGAUUCCGAGAACUGUUUGUAUGCGGCGAGUAAGAUCCGUGCACCUACGAGUGCGAAUUCGAUUUUGUUGCCGGGGGAGGUUGAUGCUGAUUCGGAGAAGUUCAUGAUGGAGGGACGUGUUUUGACUGUCACUGCCGCUGUUUCGAGGGAGGAUGCCGACAAACUCAAGGAGGAGGGUGAGGAGAGGAGACGGAGGGAGAUGGGUAAGGGUGCGGAUCGACGAAACUUGUUUUUGUUGAAUGAGGGUGCGAUCAACAAGAACUCUAAGCUCUUCAGUGUGUUGCCUGAGUCGGAGAAACAGCUUCGUGCGCAAUCCCAGCAACAGAGAAAGAAGUUGUUGGACGGCAACCCUUCGCUUCAUCUUUCUUUGACGCGUUUGGCUAUCCGUAACAUUCCUAAAUCCGUCACUGGAAAGGAUUUGAAGGUGAUUGCGCGUAAGGCGUUUAUCCAGUUCGCGACCGACGUCAAGGAAGGAAAGCGCGAGGCACUCUCCAAGGAGGAGAUCUACCGUGAUGGAAACCCCGCUUACAACAAGAAGAAGGGAGUCGUGAAGCAGGCUAAGGUCGUCAUGGAGAAGGAUGGGAAGUCUAAGGGAUACGGUUUCGUUGAGUUGGUUAGUCAUCGAUGGGCGUUGAUGUGUUUGCGUGGAAUGAACGGUAUCGAGGUCGGUGAGGACGAGGGUGAGCUCGCUCAGAAGGGCAAAGACACCGAUGCCGUCGCUGCUCCCGCGAAGAAGGGCAAGGGCGGAAAGGCUGCUCCCCAAGAAGAUGAAGAGGAGGAGUCCAAGUCCCGAGGCCGCAAGCGCCGUCUCAUCGUCGAGUUUGCAAUCGAGAACGUCAAGGUUGUCAAACGUCGUCGCGAGCGUGAGGAACACCACAAGAAGGUUGCGCAGGCUGACAAGGAGGCCCCGAAACCGAUUGAGGAGGAGAAGGAGGAGACAGGUGGCAAGAGGAAGAGGGAUGAUGAGGAUGAUGAGGAGAAGAACAAGAAGGCGAAGGCAGCGAGGAUUAUUUCGCAGAAGAGGGCGAAGAGGAAGAACAACAGGAAGGGAAAUUAG
Saitoella complicata NRRL Y-17804 is the source of this 2643-nucleotide messenger RNA. RefSeq lists its product as uncharacterized. The transcript is spliced from 4 exons. The coding region runs from base 1 to 2643 and encodes 880 amino acids. The record is from RefSeq and is a predicted model, not a curated record. Gene Ontology annotation, molecular function: RNA binding. NCBI's taxonomy places the organism in Eukaryota, Fungi, Ascomycota, Saitoellomycetes, Saitoellales, Saitoellaceae.